AUGCAGUCAGGCAAAAAACACGCCUCUUCUCAUUUAUACAACAUUACUGGAGAGACUUCAGGAGUCGGUCAGCGGCGCGCACACGGGCUUCGCAAACUUCACACACACAUUGUUUUUCUCUUUCAUAUCAAUGAUAAUUCUUUUUUAAUUUUCUGGACUUACACAACCGCAGAAAUGACUCUACCAUACUCCCACAGCGUGAGGACACGGAACACCGUGACCGUCACGGAACCGAGCACACAUACUGUCUUGACAUCCACUCCUGUCGGGAUAAACGACGGUUCGACGACUUAUCGCACGGUAACCCUCGCUGGAUCUCAGCUGCAACCAUCCUCUCCUGUCGGGAUGAGCGAAGGAACGACAUACCGCACGGUAACCCUCGCUGGAUCUCAGCUGCAACCAUCCUCUCCUGUCGGGAUGAGCGAAGGAACGACAUACCGCACGGUAACCCUCGCUGGAUCUCAGCUGCAACCAUCCUCUCCUGUCGGGGUGAGCGAAGGAACGACUUACCGCACGGUAACCCUUGCUGGAUCUCAACUUCAGCAAACCUCUCCUGUCGGGAUAAGCGACGGUUCGACGACCUACCGAACGGUGAGCCUCGCUGGGUCUCAACUACAGCCGGUCCAGUACAUUAACAACCAAAUGGAGGGGAACGUGGUGUACGGGGGCGCACGUUACCUGGUGCCCGUGCAGCAGCAGCGGCCCGCGGAGUCGUACGUGUACCUGAGUCAGGCGCCGCGCGUCAUGCAACAAGUGUACGUUCAGAACGUUCAGCCCGUGAACGUCAGCAGCGUCGACGAGACCGACUACAGACAAGUUAACAUAAAUGGACAAACGUCUGUCUACAGCCAGUUAUCCAGUCCCGUCAAGAGCCCUGAUCCAUCUGAGUCGGAGUUGGCGGAGAGCUCAAGCAUUCAUGAGGAAGUUGUGGAUUUGAGGGAAAUGAACAAUGGCUUCUCGUCUGAGAUCAAGACCGAGGUAUUCGAGGUGGAACCCGUCGCCAAGAUGGACAACCGCUUCUUUGGUGAGCUGCUUGCUGAGGUUUACCGCAAGAACUCCGACAUUCACACCUGCAUCUCCGAGCAUGUGGCGAAGAUCCGGGGAAGGAAACACCUUCUGGACUCCACCAUUGACUACAAGGUGGACAAAGAUGAAAUAGAGAGUCUUAUUCCCAAAGGAGUGUCCGAACUGACUAAGCAACAGAUCCGCUACCUGCUGCAGACUCGUGUGACUGCUGAUAAGACCAUGCGUCUGUUGAUGGCCACAUUCAGCAGUCUGCGAGAGGAACUAGUGCGCAUGCAGGAGGAUCUGAGGCAUCUGGAGAGUGAGAAGGAUGAGCUGGAGAAAGAACUGAGCUUUAAGAAAAAUCAAGGUUCUCAAUAUGAGAAACUACUGGAGAACGUACGCGAGCAAUGCAGACAACUGCAGGCGGCUGUGAAGGAAAGUAACAGUGCUCAGCGUUCUCUAGAAAGUCAGCUACUGACCUUCCAGAGCAAAGACCCCAGCAAAGACUUCCGCAUCAAAGAGCUGGAGGGCAGCAAGAGGGCCCUGGAGCAGGAGAAUGAGCUGCUCAGGAAGAAGUUGACAGGGCAGUGCAGUAGUUCCACUGUCCAAAUCCAAACACAGGAGCUGUCUAGAGAGUAUGAACGGAUGCUGAAUGAACUACGGGGGGAGAAGGACAGAGAGCUCCAGAACAUGCGGUCUCAGCUUAUAAAAAUCCAGACCGAGCGCACCGUAACACACACCUCUGACAGCACCUUGGAACUGCGCAUCACUGAGCUCCUGACCAAACUGGAGCAACAUGAAAGCGUCAUCAGACACCAGGAGGAGGAGCUCAAGCGACUCCGACAGCAGAGGAUUGACAGCUCCAGCAGUGCGACGAAGACUGUCGUUACAAAGAGAUACGCGACCCAGUACCCUCUACUGGGUCUGCUGAGUGACGAUUACAAGUACACACCACCUAUUAAAGAGGACAGGACCAUCGUCUUCGAGACGACGGGCGAGGUCACCACACGAGUAAUCUAGAUUGAAGAAGAAGAUUCCCCGUCUGAAUCUCAUUCCCUCUCUCUCUCCCUGC
This is a messenger RNA of Rhinichthys klamathensis goyatoka, 2077 nucleotides long. RefSeq names its product POF1B actin binding protein (gene pof1b). The transcript is spliced from 14 exons. The record is from RefSeq and is a predicted model, not a curated record. Gene Ontology annotation, biological process: epithelial cell morphogenesis; actin filament organization; bicellular tight junction assembly. Lineage: Eukaryota; Metazoa; Chordata; Actinopteri; Cypriniformes; Leuciscidae. Gene Ontology annotation, molecular function: actin filament binding. The coding region runs from base 1 to 2025 and encodes 674 amino acids. Gene Ontology annotation, cellular component: bicellular tight junction; actin filament; adherens junction.